CGCGUGGAUAACAGCUUAACGGUGAAAAAAUACAAAUCGCGAGUGCGUUUUAGAUUUACCGAGUUUCCCAAGCUAAGCCAUGCAAUGGGAAAUACGUUGUUAAAAGCGUAAAUGAAUGAAUCUGAAGCCACCUGACCACUUCUUGUUGGCCUAGAAGAGAGAAAAAAAAAACAAACAAAACGCAAUAAAAUGCAAGUGGGCAUAAAUUAAAGCCAUAUGAAAAAAAAAAACGCAACAUGAUAAACAAUUUCCGUGCUAAAGAUUUAAAGAAAAACUAAAAACAAACAAGUAACAAAUCCCACAAACAAUUUUAAAUUCAUUAACACAAUAUACCACCAUAAAUGAACACAAAGUGAAAUCGUUGAUAGCUUACAAGAAAAACAAAAACAAACAAUAGUGCCAGUGGCUGUAACUAUUGGCUAGCCCCCCCAACACCAUAUUGCUUGCAUGUUUGGAAAAUUCUACACAAACCUGUUCGCAAUGGCUCAUAAGAAAAUCUCCCUAUUUAUGGUCAUAACUUUAUGUUGUUUACCAUCCGCCAUAAAAGCGGUGCCCCUAAGUCCACAACAGCAUUUGCAGCAACAACAAAAACCCCCGUUGCACUUGCAAUCGCCACAAUCCCACAAUUAUAAACAACAAUUGCAAUAUCAAAUGCAACAAAAGGAUAAAUACGAAUACCAACAGCAUAUGCAACAACAACAGCAAUACUAUCAACAACACUAUCAACAGAAGUCAAUUCCACAGCAGCAACAACAGCAUCACCCGGAUUUUGUUAGACCAACACAAUAUGCUGUUCAUCAGCAGCAACAAUACCAUCUAACCCAACCACCUCCCACUUCAGUGGAUUUAGUGGCCGAUCAACAACAUUCCUAUUUUGCAGUACGUCCCACACAGUUUUUCUCUAUCUCAUUACAGAUGCUACAGACUGCCGCCUCUAUGUUGCAGGAGGAAAUUCCCCAAGCUGAUGCUUUGCGAGGGCAACCCGAAUACCUUUCCAUAACCAAUGAUAAUACGGCUGUAAAGCGACGUCCAGGUAAUCGAAAGCGUAAGCGAAGGCCACAAGUUGCCGCCAGCAAUGAGGGUGUAGGCAGUGGACCCACAGCUCCCAGUCCCAUAACAUAUUGGCGAGAACACAAUGAGGAGGAGAAUCUGAACAACGAAUCUACCAUCUCCCCAAGUCCCACUUAUCCAACAGUAAGCGAGAGAAGAUCAACUCCUGGAGUGAGAAGGCGUAAACCUUCAACCAUAAGGGAACCAUUGGCUGCCUUGGAAAAAGAGCAAAAACUUUAUGAGUUAAGAAACUCAAAGCCAGAAUCUACUCCAGCAGCUACAACUACAGGAAAUCGCAAUUCUGAAAAUCUGAAAAAUAUUUUGAAAAAUAAUGGCGGUUUAAGUUUAAGCGAAAUUUUGCAACAGAAAAACCUCUCCUUGGAUGAUUUGCUUAAAGGCAAACAAAAUGCUUUGCAAGCUUUGCAAACUACAGCUACUUCACCGGCACAAAAUCCCCUGAGGGAACCCAUAACCAGAUAUUCACCCAAGCCCAAAUUUAAAUUGAGCACUACUUCGGCCAAGCCGGCAACAGAACAGCGCAAUGAUCAAGAGGCCAAGGACCACUCAAAGCUGACAGCUUUACAAAAACUAAAGUUAUUUGGCGCCUCUUCUAGACCUUCGGGCAUACAAGUCGGCUUGGCAGAUCAUCUAACCACUAGAAAGAAAGAAGGUCCUUUGUAUAGCACCACAACAACUUCAAGCACUACCACUACAACAACGGCGGCACCCACCACCCGCAUACCUUUGUACAAGAAAUUCCUGCAGCAAAGAUCCACAUUAAGACCUGCGUUUCUUUUGAAAAAUUCCCAAAUUGUUACCAGCAUGGAACCGGAACAUGUGACCACCCAGACAUGGGAUGAAGAAGAGGAUUUGGAAAAUGGAGAUCAAAGAAGGGAAGAUGAAUAUCUAGAGGAUAAUAAUGAGGAGGAAGAUGAAGGUGUAGAAGAAUACCAUGCACCAACAACGCUGGAGAGCACAGAGGCCACUACCUGGAGACCCAUAACGACCACAACACGCAAGCCGGUGACAAGCACCACCACCACCACCACAACUACUACAACAAAACCUUCUGCUACAGCCACUUACAAAGAGGUUGCCACCUCCACACGCAGAAUGUUCUCCUCGACUCGUGGACUUGGCAGAACUACCAGCCGUUUUACCCCCAGCAUCAGCACUACUGCCAAACCCAGUACCACCAGCACUACAGCCGCAACCACAACCUUGGCGCCACAGACGACAACUCCUACGACAACCUCAACCACAACCGCCAGCAGCAGCACCAUGAAUUUAACCCCCAAGGCUAACUUAAAUCUCAACACCGAUGAUAUAAGGGAGCGCAUACAGGAAACUUUACUCAAAAAUCUCAUAGAAAAAGAGGAUGCCCUCAAAAAGGCCACCGCAACAUCGCAUGAAAUGGAUAGCGAUGAUGAUCUAGAGAAUUUCUUUGAAGAAACCGUAAAACCCAAAAGUCUGGGCAAUGGCUUGGAUACCUCCACCAUUACCACACGCAUGAAACAGUACUCUACGUCAACAGCUUCACCCUAUUCAACUCCACAACCCUCCUCGACGGCUCAAAGCCCCGACAUUUUACCCGAUUUUGAUAAUGUGGAUGAUCGCACUGAUCUGCUCGAGCUGAUUGAAGAUCGUCGCUCGGGUAAUAGACUCUUCAAGGUUUUGGAACAACGCAAUAUGACCCUGGAUGAGCUGAUUGAACAUCGCAAGCGUGGCUCCAGUCAAUUGCAUUUGUCCACCAUAGUGCAGACACCCUCCCGCUACUAUCCCAAUAAAAAAGUCUUGCUGCAGGACAACAUGGACAUAGUGACGGCUUUUGAAAAUUUCCCCCAUUUUAAUUUGCUCAACUUGAAAAGUGUCAAGCCCGAUGAUAUUAAAACCGAUUCGCAAGGUUCCAGCUAUUUUACUUCAAUCAUAGACAUUGAACCUACAGAUGAGAUAUACAAGAGUGCCAAAGGUACAGGAGUUCUGGCUGGCGAUAAAGCUUCUUUAUUCGAUCGUUCCCAUAAAUCAUUGUUCCCCUCCUGGCAAUCCUUGGCUUUGGCCUCUCUGGCCUCUAACUCCUCUAUGAAAACGGCCAAUAAAAAGGGUAACCAAAAACUAUCGCCCUUCUAUUUGCCCCAACCAAAAAUGCUACUCGAUAACAAUUCUGAUGAUGUGGACUACGAUUAUGAGAUAAGAGAAAAUGAAUUGGUGCUCAUCAAUGGUGAUGACGACAGCGAGGAUGCUGGCAAGGAUGAUGGAGAUGUUGACUAUAAACCACAAUCACCAGUCCAGGCGGCCGUAAGAGUGGCCGCCUCCACAAAUCUCGAUGCUGUUGACAAUAUACAAAGUAGGGCUCAUGAUUUGGUGGACUUGGAAUUAUCAGGUCAUGGCUUUAAACGAAGUCCUUUGGCAGCGGGUGCCUUGGCGGCCAAUCAUAAGGCAUUCUAUGCAAAUAUGCCCGCUGGCAUUAAAUCAGCCAUAGUGGCAAGUGCCACCAUUGUUCUGACAGCCUUGGUUACGUUUAUGGUCAUUUUUGCAGUGUUUCGUUGGAGACAGAAACACAAUCGCAUGACCAACAUUAUGAAGUCCUACAAUGCCAUGAAGAGCAAAUUGCCACCCAUAGCAACGACGACCACAGCGGCUGCCUCAGCCUCGUUGAAUGCGGCAGAUGCCUCGUGUACGCGUCACUCCUCGUUGAGGGAGAUGAAUAGCCUAUUGGGUGGUAGUGGUUUAUCUGUGGCUGCCACCAUUACCACCACAACCACUGGAGUGCCAAAUACCCCCUCGCCAACAGCAUCACAGACAACAGUUUCGGCUACAGCCGCAGCAGCAGCAGCGCCUACUGCUCAUUCGCUUUUACGCCAUAGCAGCAGAAAAAAUCAUCAGCUCACCCAAUUGCAUCACCUGCAUCGCCCGAAUUCCUUGCUCUUUCGAACGCCGAGUAACACUAACCAGGAGCAGCAGCAGCAGCAGCAGCAACAACAUUCACAGCCCACAAACUUAUCCAUACUGAGUAACUGUAAUCUGACCGACCUGAAGCGUUCCAGUGAUCUGCGUGGCUCAACGACAUCGCUGAGUUUUUCACUGACCAGCGGUCAUAAUAUUGCGAAUACGCAUAUGAAUAGCAUGGAUGCGAAUUCGCCAGAAGUGCAAGAAUAUUUAUUUGAUACUCUAAGGAAUUCAUUUUAAGUCCCUCACACACACACACACACGCAUACAAACUCACUUAUACAUACAAGCAACUCCCCAAAAACGAAUGUAGACAACAAUAACUACAAUAUAUAAAAUUUCGAAAGAAACGAAUUGUUUUUCUGUGGUAUUUUUAUUCUGAAACUUAAAACUCCAAUAAUCUAUACACACACACACUCGGACACAGGACAAGGAAAGAUGCAUACAGUCUAACACACACACACACACACACACACACACACUCACACAUGAAUAUAUAAAAUUACAAAUUAAACAAGGUUUAGUAGGUUUUAAUAAAUGAAAAAAGACAAAUACAUAUGUAAUAAGGAUACAAUACA
Messenger RNA from Stomoxys calcitrans (stable fly), 4574 nucleotides. Its product is annotated as nuclear pore complex protein DDB_G0274915. The transcript has 4 exons. Bases 448 to 4236 code for a protein of 1262 amino acids. The record is from RefSeq and is a predicted model, not a curated record. Lineage: Eukaryota; Metazoa; Arthropoda; Insecta; Diptera; Muscidae.